ACUGAUACUUGACUCACUCCCGCAGCCUUGUCACUGAAUUGUCAUCCCGUGCCCGCAACAGUGCCCUCACACGCCCUGCCAGACCGUCGUACACGCGCGGCAUCCCCUGCCGGAACAUUUCUGAGCCCUCCACGUUCACACCCAUCAUGGUCUUUCCCCAGUUACCAUCUUAUGGAUCGUCUCAGGAAAAUGGGGCCUCAUCGCAGCAGGUUGGACUCGAUUCCAUUUCUCUCGGUCAGUUAAAGGCCAUGGUCGGCUCCGCGCCGAAACCAAAGCAAUCUUAUUAUGAUUUUCGUUAUGACGACGAGGACACCGUCCUCAAUGAAAUUGAAGAAUUCUAUUCUUAUGUCGAGAUGCCUCAAGUUGAAGAAAACAUGAAGUCAUGGCAAGGGUUUUUCCCCGGGAAAUGGAUUGAAAGCACAUUUGCCCAACGGAAAGCGCACGUCGAGCUUCUCCUUGAAGGCUUGGAACAUCGUGACACAGAAUUUCGCUUCACGAACGCACGCAGACUGCUUUACGUCCUACAAGGUACGUUUGCCGAGACGACUUCCCCCGAGCACCAACUGCAUUGGAUAUUCGAGAACGGCAAGGUCGUACGAGCCGCCAAUGGUCUCAGCAAUAUUGUGGAAGCGAUGAAGAUCGCGAGCUCCAAGCAUGACCUCUUAUGCUCUCUGUCAGACGCGGAUGCGGCGCACUUCAACAUUUCUCCGAAUGAGAAAGCUGAUCUUAUGGAAGAAGUGACAACCGAAUUGUCCGUUCAUCUGGGAAUGCUUUACCAUCUGGUGGAAGUCUUCAAAGGUCAUGAUGAUUUUGCUGACGAACUGAUGAGCUUGGACCCUCCACUUCCUGUAUAUCUAUUCAACGUGGUGGCGGGCUUGAAAGACAAGAGCGCUAAGGGAUACCCCGUGAAGAAGUUAUUAUUGGUUCUUUGGAAAUCCCUCCUAACGUGUUGCGGUGGCAUUCGCGAGCUCGCACGUGUGAAGAAACUAUCAAGGGAGCUUGCUGGUCUUGCACAGGCUCCGGAUGAAGCCAUUCCUAUCAAAGCAUCUCCUCUUGACAUUGAGGCGUUUCAUCAAGAAAUAUCCGUCAAGUAUCCGACUUUCACCCCUCCUCACUCUACACCGCCCGAGGUGAAGCGUGUACCAAUAACAACAGACAGGCUUGCCCAGGCAUACUCGCCGAUCCCUGUACGACAUCAUUACGACCAUGACGAAACCGACAUACAUCAUUCAGGCCUUCCUCCGGGCUCCCAGCCUCAUCCAUUCCAUGCCCAAAACAACAGCUCCGGAUUCCGCGGAAUGCCUCAACCACCCACCCCAGCUCCCUCACCUCCGCCGUCCCCGAAACCUAAGAAACAGCAGUUUCAGACUGACCAGAACCGACCUUUUUUAUUUCCGUUCUCGCGCAGGUUAGGUCAACGCAAUGCCCGAUUAGUACCGUAUGCUAUUGAUGAGGCCGACAAGCUGUAUCACAAGCACAUGUACGUCAGUCUUGCACUCUGGCAGAUGUGGCGGACUAGGGAAGAAUGCAUGGCCGUUGAGAGCGGUCUAGAAUUCAUGCCUGGUUCAGAAAAGAUUGAGCCAUUGAAUCCUCCUCCUCAGACGGAAGAUGGUUCGGAGCUACUGCCGGAUGUGGCGCUUUUAGAUGCCAAAAUUGCUGAAGCAGAGGCUGCUCUUGCUCAAGCAGAAUCUGCCGGUGACAAGCGGCGUGCUCGAGAGCGUAAGGAGGACUUUAUGCGGCUGAAAAGGGUGGAACAGAUAUAUAGUGCUGUUCUGCCUGUCCUAUCCAGCUGGGUUCUUGUGCUGCUUAAACUAUUGCUAGCGACAGUGACUGCGGGACAGAGUGCACAAAGUGGAAAUGGACCUGGGGUAGUCUCAUUGGACCCUGCCGUAGCUCACUCUCUUGAGGAUAUUGACAUUCUAAGGCAUCGCGAAAUCACUACGAAAGUAGUCUCUGCGAUCCUUCUCCUUACACUGAAAUGGUUCAAGGUGUCUCACGCGAUGAAGUUCCAUCAUUUGGGGCAGAUCCUACUGGACACCAACUGUCUACUGCUGAUCCUUAAGAUGUUUGGUCUGCAGGAACCUUCAACCACAAUUGUAUCAAAGGCAGAUGCUCCUGAUAACAAUUUCUUCCGAUAUUGUUAUCUGCGGUUCUCGCAAAAUCCUCAGCCAGACGCUUUUGAGGAACACAUGCUCAAAGCACGCAGGCAAACUAUCAUUCGGACGACAGUUCUCCCUAAUGGCGAGAAACACGAGGAAGAGGUUGACCUUCUGACUGAUUUCUCCUGGAGAAACUUCUUUUCGACGAUCAACUGUGCGAAGAUUAUGCAGAAGUUGUCAAAGCAUCGAUCCCACCGGAUCCGGAUGUUGGUUCAAUACAAGAGUUCUGCUGUUCUAAAACGAAUACUAAAAGUUCAGCACCCAAUGCUGCAGCUUCACGUUCUCAAGCUGAUCAAGAGUCAAGUGCCGUUCUGUGGGAGGAAAUGGCGACAAUCCAAUAUGCAGGUCAUCACUGCCAUCUACUUGAACUGUAGACCGGACCUGCGAGAUGAGUGGCUGACGGGGAUCGAGGUCGAUGACGUUGUAGACGCUCAGGCACAAGAACAAGCCUUACGUCAUCUAGUGAAAUUCUACAACACCAAGAGAUAUGGACCCGCUGCGGUCCAUCACGCGGGUAGUGUCCACCGGCGUACUGGAAGUUUAUCUCAACACUUGGAAGGCUUGCAUCCGGGUCCAGAGCUCUCGGGGAUGAUUCGACCCAUUGGAACGCCUAAUACUGUCGAAGCCGACGUAUUUCCUCCAUUGCGUGCUCAUGCUCCAGAGCCUUCCAUCUUUUUGCCCUACGUCACAGAAGAUAUUGCUUUCGAAGAAGAGUAUGAAGAGUACUUGUCAGAUCUCGGCUGGUCGGACCAGCAGCAUCCAGAAGGCGGCUCUGCAUGGAGCAGAUUACCAGAGUUCGCUGCUGACAUUUCUGACAGCAUAAGUGAUAGUGAAAGCAUUGUUUCCAUUGGCGAACUUGGCGAUGAAGCUCGACUCAAGAUUAAUAGCGAAGAGCAAGAAUCCGUUCCUGAUGAGAAUUUGAAUAAUUGGGAGCAUAUGAGUCCGAAGACAAUGGCUGCCCUGACCAAAUCUCCAGCUGGACGUCGUUCUAGUUCGGGGAGCGGCCUUCGGCCUGUGCUUCCAUUUGCUUUGGAUGACGGUAGCGCGGUGGAGGAAGGCGAGGAGGGUCCCGAAUUGGGGCCAGUUCCGAGGGAACCUGAUGGCCCAUUCAAUGCUGGUGCGGGUGUGGACGAAGUGGAGUAUGCCUACGGGUACGUCUUUCUAUAUUCAUAUAAUGGGUGCACGCAACUGACUACUGUUUUCCCUCAUUGCAGUGUCUAAAGAUAUCCCUGAAGUUUAUCUUUGGGAAUGUGUUUCUCGAUUUCGUCAUUUAGAAGAGUCUGGAUUGUCGAUUGUUUGGUUCGUGCAUCACUUGUACUAGUUCUGCUUUGUAUUGCAUAUCGACUUAGAGUACAUAGUAUCAUUUGAGAGAUCUUCUUUGACCCCGUAGUGAUUCAUGAAUACCUGUGUUCAAUGACUUCGACAAAAUGCAUAGCAACGUGUGGAUCAUUGACUGUGAUAUACAGUACAUGGCGCCGUCUUGACUGCACUCGAAUUCUUGGAAACACCGUGAUAAAACCGAAUACUAGUACAUUGCCUUGGAUCUGGCGAUAGCCCAUGGACUACCUGCAGAAUAGAAGUCCAUAGGAUAUACUUUUUCCUUCCUCUGGCC
Messenger RNA from Somion occarium, 3771 nucleotides. The record is from the annotation of a GenBank genome assembly. NCBI's taxonomy places the organism in Eukaryota, Fungi, Basidiomycota, Agaricomycetes, Polyporales, Cerrenaceae.